AUGACUCCUAGGAAGAAGCGCAAGAGUGCGCCGCCGGUGCCCGUGACCGUGAGCGCCGCCGACCGCAUCGGCGCCCUCCCCGACAUUCUCCUCCAGCACGUGCUCUCCUUCCUCCCGGCGCAGGAGUCCGUCCGGACGUGCGUGCUCUCCCGGCGCUGGCGCCACCUUUGGAAGUCCACGAGAGCCCUGCGCAUCGUCGGCCUCGACAGCCGGGAGCCUGCCAGCGUCGAGGACCUCCGGGUGUUCGUGGACCAUCUGCUGAUGCUGCGCGACCGCACCGACCUAGAAAGUGUCGAGAUGAGAUUCCAUAGUUGCUCCGAAGGCGAGGUGCCCUAUGUGAGCCUAUGGACCCGUUUCGCCCUCAUGUGCAAAGUUCGGGCGCUCGCCGUUGAAAUCUCUCAUGCAUAUUUCUACCCGGACGACCUGCUUCUUGCCUCUCGGUACCUGAAAACACUGGACCUUUAUGGUCUAGGCCUGCAGAAGGCAUUUCUUGAUUUUGCUGGCUGUCCAGCGUUGGAGGAUCUGAAGAUGAGUGAGUGUAACAUCUCUGUCGAUAGGAUGUCAUCACCUUCCCUGAAGCAUUUGAGCAUCACUGGUUGCCUCUCCGAUUUGCGUGCCCGGCUCCGCAUUUCUACUCCGGGCCUUGUCUCUUUGAAGCUCGAUGACUUUUUCGGUAAAACCCCUUUCCUUGAAAACAUGGAGUUGCUACAGAUCGCAUGUGUGAAUCUUGGCAAAAGCUUCAGUGAUGUCUGUAUGAAUUAUAACUCCGGUGUCUUCUGUGGAGAUAAUAAGAAUGGAUGUGUCAAUUGUCUUUCACAUAACGAUGGCAGCAGCGGUUGCGUGCUUCUGGGUGGGAUCUCAAGUGCUAAACAUCUUGAAUUGAUAUCUGAAUCGAGCAAGUUCAUUUUCACAAGAGAUUUGAAAUGCUGCCCUACAUUUAGUAAGUUAAAGACUUUAUUACUCAAUGAGUACUGGUGCGAGGCUCCGGACUUGGAUCCACUAGCUUGCAUUCUGAAAAAUUCACCAGUUCUAGAGAAGCUCACUCUUCAACUUUUUUCAAAGGGACCAACUCAUAAAGUGGAAAUGAAAGGAAGCUACAGUCGAAUGGAGGGACCAUCUGCAAUAUCAGAGCACCUUAACAUAGUUGAAGUCAAGUGUAAUGUGGUCGACGAGAAGAUUCUCAAAGUCUUGAAGUUCUUAUCUGCAUUUAACAUACGUAAGCUAACUAAUGACUCUUUACAUGAUCUCUAUGUGCUUAAAUUAGCUUUCAUAUGUGGGAAUGAAACUAAUAAGAAAGCCGGUAGUAAAUAGAAAACAAAUUAUGUAUGAAAAC
Messenger RNA from Aegilops tauschii subsp. strangulata, 1333 nucleotides. Its product is annotated as MEIOTIC F-BOX protein MOF-like. The record is from RefSeq and is a predicted model, not a curated record. NCBI's taxonomy places the organism in Eukaryota, Viridiplantae, Streptophyta, Magnoliopsida, Poales, Poaceae. Gene Ontology annotation, molecular function: protein binding.